Molecule: messenger RNA, 3096 nt
Organism: Manduca sexta (tobacco hornworm)
Lineage: Eukaryota; Metazoa; Arthropoda; Insecta; Lepidoptera; Sphingidae
Product: hornerin
Exons: 1
Coding region: 131-2431 (766 amino acids)
Source: RefSeq, a predicted model, not a curated record
ACGUUAUUCCCAGCUUGUGCGUGAUCGUGUGAUGACGCAUUACACGCGCAGACACGUCGGUAUAAAUAAAAUGAAUUAAGGCGCAUAGGAUCAAACGAGUUUGCGCUUUCGUGUGUUAACGUCAUACAAAAUGGCCAACAGAUCUCUGCUGUUGUGCCUCUUAAUUAUUGUGAGUGCGUGCGUGAUUGAUAUAGAAUGCCGUAGAGGCGGUAGUAGCAGCAGUCGAAGUUCCGGGAGAAGUUCAUCUUCUAGAGGUUGGGGAUCGAGCAGCCACGGAUCGUCAUGGGGAAGUCACCGUUCAAGCUCAAGUUCGCAUAGUUACCCAUCGUCAUCGUCCAGUUGGUCCAGUUUUGGCUCCCACCGUUCCUCAUCAUCUGGAUCAGGAAUUAGCUCUCAUAGUUACCCCUCCUCUUCAUCUGGCCUCUCAGGAUUUGGAUCAAGUUCUUUCGGUCGCGGAUCCAGUUCAAGCAGCUAUCCAUCAUCAAGCUCAGGACUAUCAGGAUUUGGAUCCAGUCAUUCUUCAUCAUCAAGUUCCUUCGGUCGCGGAUCCAGUUCAAGCAGUUAUCCUUCAUCAAGCUCAGGGCUUUCAGGAUCUGGAUCAAGUUAUCCAUCAUAUUCAAGUUCCUUUGGUCGCGGAUCUAGUUCAAGCAGCUACCCUUCUUCUAGCUCAGGACUCUCAGGAUCUGGAACAAGUUACCCGUCAUCUUCAAGUUCCUUUGGUCGCGGAUCCAGUUCAAGCAGCUACCCUUCUUCUAGCUCAGGACUCUCAGGAUCUGGUACAAGUUACCCAUCAUCUUCAAGUUCCUUUGGUCGCGGAUCCAGUUCAAGCAGCUACCCUUCUUCUAGCUCAGGACUCUCAGGAUCUGGUACAAGUUACCCAUCAUCUUCAAGUUCCUUUGGUCGCGGAUCUAGUUCAAGCAGCUAUCCUUCAUCAAGCUCAGGACUUUCAGGAUCUGGAUCAAGUUAUCCAUCAUUUUCAAGUUCCUUUGGUCACGGAUCCAGUUCAAGCAGCUAUCCAUCUUCAAAUUCUGGAUUAUCAGGAUUAGGAAGCAAACCAAGUUAUCCUUCCUCUUCCACAGGUUUAUCUGGAACUGGAAACUUGAAUCCACCAUCAACAUGGGGGGUUUCUCAGGCAAAUAUAAAUAGCCACAACUAUCCAACAUCUUCGUCGGGUAUUUGGGGUACCUACUCCCGAAAACCUUCUUCGUCUGGCACUCACUCGUACCCUUCGUCCGCUACAGGAAUAUCUGGAUCUGGGACGUCAAGACCACAUACUCCAUCUUCAUCUUGGUCAAAUGUAAAUCAGAAGCCAUCCUAUGAGACACAUUAUCACCCGACUUAUACGCAUCAUUCGUACAAUCACGGGCCCAGCUACGUACCUAUGUAUUAUAGUUCUCCUCAAUACGUGUAUGUUAACGAAUAUCGUCAUUCAGAUAGUCGUUAUAGUGAUGUUCUAAGUGGUUUAGCUUUGUACAAUUUGGGUCGAUCACACAAUCACCAUAAUGAGUAUUAUUAUCACGACGAUUACUACAGGAGGAGGUAUUACUCCCACAACUCAGGCACGGAUUCUUCAUCCAUACCACAGAACGGGCAAAGUGAAGAAGCUGUUUGUUCUUUAAAGAUUAAAGAAAACGGUCAAGCGACAUCGUUAAAAGUACCUUGCGAGAUUGUAUCGACCUUCACCGAAGGAAGUCGCAAAACCGAUAUUGUCAAUACAACUGUGUGCACGACAAACACAACUGUGAUUAAAGUGCCUCUUAAUAGUUCUUUAUCCAGUCCCACUACCGAAACACCAAGAAACGCUACAGGAAACCUGAAUUCCACUGUGUUAACGAUAAACGCGACUAGAGCUAGUAAUUUAACAGCGAAUAGUACAGAAAGUUUGUCAAUAAAUUCGACGAUAGCUCCAGUCAACCUAACAGUGACUGCAAAUAAUACAUCACCUACAACAGAAGCGACAAGUGUGCCUACAACUAAUGAUUCAGUGUUAAAUACAACACAGAAGCCAAUAUUAAGUUCAUCAGAAAAACCAAAUGUAAACUCAUCGAUAGGAAAUACAACAGUCAUUCCUACUGUCACCUUGAAACCGAAUAUUAGUGUCAAUGGAACACAAAACACAUCGAGCAACAUAACAACCAAAUAUAACACCACUACAGUUAACAUAACUGUGUGUAGUUCUACCUCUAAGGCAGUUGAUCCCCUUGAAGAAAGAGGAUCGAAAGUAAAUUCCACAAAGAUACGUUCUUGUGUAAUAGAAAUUCGUACCAAAGAUUACCUAUUGACGAAUAACGUAGACUGUGAAGUUCUUAUGUCAUAUGCAAAAAUGCCGGAACCUAAGAAAGAGAGUGAUAAGAUACUGCCUCCUCGAGAUAAGUUGAAAAAAUGGUUGGCCAGUCCGCCAUGGUGGAUGUCAAUGUUUAUCGCUGUUUAAAUAUUAUUAUAACACUAUUUUUUAAAUAUGUUAGUAAUAACUGGGGUUGAAGGCCUGUGUAGGCCUGUGUAAAAAUUAUAUGUAUUGUAAGUUUUUUCAAGAUUCGACGGCUGGAGCAGUCGGUGCUGCGUGAUAUUGAUAGCAUUUAUUUGGUUUAUUUUCAUGUUUAAAGCCACUUCAUACUGCCAAUAUAAAUAAAACAUAGUAAGAUAUGUAAUAAGAGUUCAGUAUGUAAUAGGUCACAAAAAUGAUAACAUCAUUUUGUUUUUAUGAAGCUUAUCUUACGAGUAUGGACUGAUUUAUUAUACCUACUUCGACAAUAAUAAUUGUGUUUGGUAAACAGUGAACCACAAGUCAGUGUAGAAAUAAGUUAAUAAGAACGUAAUUAAUUUUGUAAUUUAUGCUAAUUUGUUUAUUAUGACAAUGUAUCUUAGUACUUAUACCUAAGUACUUAGAAUAAGUUAUUCUAAAUCUACCAUGAGUACGGAUAAUAUAACAUUUCGGUACGUCGCAGAUGGUUAUUAAUUUGACUUAUUCAAAGAGUUAUUUAUGGCAUAAAUGUUAUAUUUAUUGUAUUUUGUAGUAUACAUUAUAUUACUUAAUGCUAAACGAUUGUAUUUUUGUUACUAAUUGUGAAGUGAUAAAAUUGAAUGUAUAAUAACUAA